Molecule: messenger RNA, 456 nt
Organism: Mesorhabditis spiculigera
Lineage: Eukaryota; Metazoa; Nematoda; Chromadorea; Rhabditida; Rhabditidae
Source: the annotation of a GenBank genome assembly
AUGGGUGGCACAACAGAUCGCCAACAAGGGCUACAAAACCGACGCCGAAGCAGCCAGACACAUAGGCGUCCCCAAUCCACCAUCGGCAGAUGGAAGACCGGCAAGAAACAACCACUCGCCGAAACGAUGCGCAAAAUCUCCGAGUCCCUCAACAUCCCCAUGCAACAAGUCCUCGUCGCCGCCGGCUACCUCAAACCCGAAGAAACCGGAGUCGUCGAAGUCGUCUCCACGAAGGCACUCACGAACGAUCAGCUGCUGACCGAGAUCGCCUCCCGGUUGGUCGACGACAAGCUGGAAGCGUUGACUUCGGUAGAUCAAGCCGUAGAGGUUGACGGGAAGCAGUCGGACUACGACCUGGUGUCCAACCGGAAGGGUGAGACAGCGGAGCGUCGGCGCCGUCGACUUGAAGGUGAUUUUGAGGAUCAUCCACAGGCCGAAGGUCCCGAGUUCGGAGCA